Papaver somniferum (opium poppy) is the source of this 1728-nucleotide messenger RNA. Its product is annotated as gamma-glutamyl peptidase 5-like. The record is from RefSeq and is a predicted model, not a curated record. Gene Ontology annotation, cellular component: cytosol. The transcript has 4 exons. Lineage: Eukaryota; Viridiplantae; Streptophyta; Magnoliopsida; Ranunculales; Papaveraceae. Bases 674 to 1405 code for a protein of 243 amino acids.
UAUUCUGAAAAAAGGAGGUAUGAAAAAAAUUAGGUCUGAAGUGUUUGAUCAAAGGCAAAGCAGAAGUGUUGUAUUCUCAAAGGCAAAGCAGAAGAAGAAGAAGAAGAAGAAGAAGAAGAAGAAGAAGAAGAAGAAGAAGAAGAAGAAAAUUAGAUAUAUCUAAACUCGUCGGGUCGGGUCGUAUAUCAGUAACUGGUUGAUGAACCAUUAGCCUUGCAAGAUUUGGGGUUCGAAGUUCGAACUUUCCUACUGUCUUGGACAGUUAAAAAGGGGCCGUUAAAACUACGCUCUGAUAAUUGAGACAAAUUGACAGUGGCUGCAGUUAUGCUCAGUCAACAAGGACAUUUCACGUGAUAAUCACAUAAUCUCAAAAUAAAGUGAAUAGGUACGGUUACAUUUCCUUGUUACUUACUAUUCCCUUUCAUUUAUCUCAAAAUCUCUUGAAAAUUCUUCAUUUAAGUAAUUACCUAAUAAACUUAAGGGCAGUUUAUAAACAACACCCAAUUAAAAUUCAUAAUUUCAUAUAUACAGAUUUAUACUUUAUUUUUCCUAUAUAAAAAGAGAAGGAAACAGAGGAAGAAGAAGAACACAAGUAAAACCUCAUUUGUAUCUCUCUAUCUCAAUCUCAAAUAUAAAGGGGUUAGAUAGAGAGAAAAACAAAACAAAACAGAAAAUGGGAAGAUUUGGGGUUUUAUUAUGUGCAGAAGAUUCAGAGUUUGUUAAGAAGAGAUAUGGAGGGUAUUUUGGGGUAUUUGUUAGAAUGCUAGGAGAAGAAGGAGAAACAUGGGAUAUGUUCAAAGUUUGUUCCGGUGAGUUUCCAAAAGAUGAAGAACUUGAAUUGUUUGAUGGUUUCGUCAUUACUGGGAGCUGUAGUGAUGCUCAUGGCAAUGAUCUUUGGAUCGUUAAACUUUUGAAUCUUCUGAAGAAAUUAGAUUCUCUUAAGAAACGUGUUCUUGGUAUCUGUUUCGGUCAUCAGGUCUUGAGCCGUGCAUUAGGAGGUAAGACGGGGAGAGCUGAAUCAGGCUGGGAUAUUGGAGUUACAAACAUCAAUCUUUCAACAUCUUCAAGUAUCUGGGAGUCCCUCAAGAUCCCUACUACGCUCUCCGUAAUUGAAUUUCACCGUGAUGAGGUAAGAGAAUUGCCUCCAUCAGCUAAAGUGAUGGCAUGGUCAAGCAAAACGGGAAUUGAGAUGUUUAUGUCCGGGGAUCACAUGAUGGGCAUACAAGGUCACCCGGAAUACACCAAAGACAUACUUCUUAACUUAAUUGAUCGCCUCCUGGACCGUAAUCUCAUUCAGGAUUCUCAUGCUGAGACUGCCAAAGCAAGUGUAGAAGCAACAGAACCAAGCAGGGAGGCAUGGAUGAAGCUGUGUAGGAGCUUUCUCAAAGGUCGUCUAGUCUUGUGAUCCCAAACGAGGAAAAAGAAAAUGAAUAAAGAAAAAAGGAAUCAAUCCCUGAAAGUUGAUUUCAAGUUAUUUAAGGGAAAUCAGAGUAUGUAAAUUUAUUAUUAUUAUUAUCAUCAUUGGGGAAGGUUUAUUUAGAAAAUUGACAAAUUAGUAAUUUAUGGAUAGAAGGGGAAAAAAGGUCAAUGAACUAGUAGUAGCUCACUUUCAACCAAAACACCAGAACAGCAAUUGAUGAUGACUAAUUACUGUCUUUUUCUUCUUCUUGUUGUUUGUUUUUCUAUUUGAUAAGACUUGAUUAGUAAUUAUUAUUUUUGGUUUCUCGA